AGAGAGGACAACAGUCCUGUUUACACAUUGUUAAUAACAGAGAGGACCUCAUGACCAGAGACACCAAAGAGGAGGGAGGAAGUGAAGGUUGAAGACAGAUGACCAUUCAGCAUUUGGACCAAGGAGCCAACGGAAAUAAAGAACGGACAUGGAAUACAUUAGGAAUUAUCCUGAAAUGUUUUGAGUGGACACUUGGACCGUCAUGUUGAAUAAUACUGGGGGUUGAUUGGGCAACUGGACACCAAAUCAGUUAUACAGGAGCUGAGAGAAAUGACAUCCUUCGAAGGGAACUUUGUCUGGAUUCUGUUAAUAACAUUAUGCUUCUUCAGCCAUUCUUCAGCUUCAUAUAACCCCUACAGAGCAGAACCAGCAACACCAAAGAAGCUUCUGUAUCUCCUAGAGCCACCUGUGCAGGUAGAGGUGGCGGGCCGAAGGGGAGAUAAUGUCACCUUGCCAUGCAUCCUCAGAACCAAACCUAACCACUACAAGAUUAAAUGGACAAAGCUGGAGUCUGAGCACAUGGGGCAACAAAAUGUCAUAAUGAUAUCAAAUGCAAAUGCUUUCAAGCCAUAUGGCCAUGUUGGACAGCGGGCUUCUCUCCAGAGGGCUCACACCAUGGACGCUUCCCUGCUGCUCAGCAAUGUUGAACUGGGAGAUGAUGGCAGGUAUCGGUGUGAGCUGAUAAAUGGCAUUGAGGAUGAGAACAUUGUCAUUACUUUGAGGAUUGAAGGUGUGGUAUUUCCAUAUCAAAGUAAGCGUGGACGUUACAAAUUCAACUUCCAUGAAGCCAAACAGGCUUGUGCUGAGCAAGAUGGCAUAUUAUCCACAUACAACCAGCUUUACAGAGCUUGGACUGAGGGGUUGGACUGGUGCAAUGCAGGUUGGAUUUAUGAUGGAACAGUUCAUUAUCCAGUCGUUCAUCCCCGACCUGUCUGUGGAGGAGAGUUGCCAGCAGGCAUUCGCAGUUAUGGGCCAAAAGAUAAGAACCAUGAUCGGUUUGAUGCUUUCUGCUUCACAUCCCAGAUAUCUGGCUCUGUGUUCUACAUAUUUGGAUCCUUCUCCUAUGAUCAGGCAGUACACGCCUGCAAACAUCAGGGAUCAGAGCUGGCUUUGGUUGGCCAGCUUUAUGCUGCCUGGCGUUUCCAAAAAUAUGACCAUUGUAAUGGUGGCUGGCUAAAAGACGGCAGCGUACGAUUUCCCAUCAUCAACCCCAGGAAACACUGUGGAGGCAUCCCAGAGGCAGGGGUCCGCUCCUUUGGAUUCCCCAGCAAAACAGCUCACCUUUAUGGAGCAUAUUGCUAUAGAUAACUCAUGUUUUAAAAAGAAAAGACAUCAGUGUCAGAAGAACUUGGCAUCCAAGUCUGAAAAUGGUGGCAACAACAGAGUUAAUUGUAAAGAUGACAUAAGGUGCUGGGCUCAAUGGUGUAAUUAGCAAAUUAGAAGGAAAUGAAACAUUUAACUGUACAGAUGAACAAUCAAUUUAGCAUAUAA
Molecule: messenger RNA, 1491 nt
Organism: Girardinichthys multiradiatus
Lineage: Eukaryota; Metazoa; Chordata; Actinopteri; Cyprinodontiformes; Goodeidae
Gene: hapln2
Product: hyaluronan and proteoglycan link protein 2
Exons: 6
Coding region: 271-1308 (345 amino acids)
Biological process (GO): cell adhesion
Molecular function (GO): hyaluronic acid binding
Source: RefSeq, a predicted model, not a curated record